This is a messenger RNA of Kalmanozyma brasiliensis GHG001, 1170 nucleotides long. RefSeq lists its product as uncharacterized. The record is from RefSeq and is a predicted model, not a curated record. The coding region runs from base 1 to 1170 and encodes 389 amino acids. The transcript has a single exon. Lineage: Eukaryota; Fungi; Basidiomycota; Ustilaginomycetes; Ustilaginales.
AUGACGACUCGCAACGACGACGGUACAUCUGUCGAGCUGUCUUGCUCGUCCGGUGGCAUCUUGCCAGACAGCCUCACUCCAGCUGCCGUUCGGUUCGGUAGCAAGACAAACCGCAACGUCACUUUCACCUUCCGCUGCCCCGAAGAUUUGGCCACCAGCGCGAUCAGUCGCAUGGUAGCACUUCUUGAUCGUCCCGGCUUUUACAUCGAUAGUAUCAACAAUCUUGCUGCAGAACCUCCAAAUGUCCCCGCAGCUAAGGGUCAAGCCACCUGCAAGCAGAAUGACAAGGCUAAACAGGAAGCGGCUGGUGUGGUCGACGAUGGUGCAGCUGUUGCUGCCCCCGUCGAUGACCCCGUGCCGGCCAUCAAUAUUGCUGCACAGGUUCCCGUAGCCGAGGCAGUCAUUGAUGAGCCUGCGUCUGCACCUGUCCGCACGAACAAUCUUGAGGCUGUUGCGGACACAACAAACGGCCGAGCCACUGGCAACGAUCAAGGCGUCAAGGAGUCGGACAAUCUGGCCGGCGAGAGGUCGUUGUCGAAGAAUCUCGUCAAUGUUGCGGUCAUGCGCAAUGCUCCUCAGGCCGCAGAUGUUGAUGUCCGCGAGGGUUCAGUCGCAUUCGAGCUCAUUACUCGCGCGCGGCAUCCUGCAGGCAUCGCUGCUGGCAAGUUUGGAGGCCUGCCGACCUUUCAACACGAUUGUGGAAAAGGAUGGGAGCAGAUCAUCGAGCGGACCGAUCGUGAAGACCAGCCAUUCCGUGUGCCUGAUGGCCUGAUCCACUUCGUCAAGAUCAAGGACCUGGCUGCCAGCACGGGUGAACAGUUCAACGUCAACUUUUUUGGCCGGAUCAGAUCGAUCUCUCCCCUCAGGAGUCCCAGCGGUUACAAGCGGUGGGAUGUCAUCCUCGGAGACUCCCGCACUGAAGACCCAAACACAAUCACCGUGAUUCUCCACCCAGGACCAGGCUCUCACCACGAUAUCGGAGCGCCUUGUCCUGUCCUGAGGCCCGGAGACCUAAUCAUGGUUCUCAACAGCAUUCACAUGCGAGCUUCAAGCUGGGGACUUGGAAUCGCCUCGGUAUACAAGGAGUCCACUGUUUUCCGUCUGCCGCGGUUUGACAGAUGUUCAUCAGCUCACUCGGCGUCUCAUCUCACAAGCCAAGGCGGUUUCUGA